Molecule: messenger RNA, 2334 nt
Organism: Lodderomyces parapsilosis
Lineage: Eukaryota; Fungi; Ascomycota; Pichiomycetes; Serinales; Debaryomycetaceae
Product: histone demethylase
Exons: 1
Coding region: 1-2334 (777 amino acids)
Biological process (GO): chromatin remodeling
Cellular component (GO): nucleus
Molecular function (GO): DNA binding; histone demethylase activity
Source: RefSeq, a predicted model, not a curated record
AUGUCAAAAUUUGAUAAAAACUUGUUGACUCCGUGCCCGGUUUUGCGUCCCACUGAGACUGAGUUUAUGGAUCCCAUUGGGUAUUUAUCUAGUGGGCCCAUAUCGGAAUUGGGUAGAAAGUAUGGUAUUGUCAAGAUAGUUCCUCCAGAGAGUUGGAAACCUAGUUUUCAAAUUUCCCACUCUUUCAAGUUUCACGUGAGACAGCAAGUCAUUAGUGACUUGGGAAUUACAACAAGGUCAAGAAAAUUCUUUAGAGAGAGCAUCAAUAGGUUUUUGAAUAUGAGAAGAAAACGGUUAUUAAAGCUAAGUUUCAAGGUUGAUGGGCAUAAAGUAUACUAUUACGAUUUAUAUGUUUUGGUGGAAAAAUUGGGAGGUUUCCAGGAAAUGGAUAAAUCCAAAUGGCAAGAAGUUAACCAAUCUUUUGGAGUUGAUUUGAAAUCACGGGCUAUCGAGAUGGAAUACAAUGCAACCAUCAAGUACUAUGCAAAUUUUUUAAAAUGCAACACAUUUACUGAUUUUCCCGACAGUGACUCAGAUAGUGAGUCUGAAAACUGUUUGAUAUGUGGUGACAAUGAUAGCCCACAAGAGACUCUACUUUGUGACAACUGUGACCAUGCAUUCCACAUGAAAUGUCUAAGUCCACCUUUGACUCAAAUCCCCGCAACAAAUUGGUAUUGCGACAAAUGCCUUAUUGGAACUGGAGACUAUGGAUUUGAAGAACACCCGGAAAUCAAGUAUAGUAUACCCGAGUUUUAUCAAAUGUGCAAAGAGUUUGAUGAAAAGUUUGCGCAAGAUUAUUGCAAUGGCAAGAAGCCAACUUUGGAUGAGCUAGAAGAGAAAUUUUGGUCAUUUGUGGAUAUUGAAAAGUCCGAUUUGGAGGUAAUGUAUGGUGCCGACAUACAUAACUUGAAACCGGGGGAGAUAAGUGGGUUCCCCAUGAUCAACACUCCGGGACUUGAUCUAGCAAAUGCUGAAAAUCGGUUUUACAUCAACCAUCCUUAUAAUCUCACUAAAUUGCCAUUUGCCAAAGGCUCACUACUAAACUAUAUUAAUACGUCGAUUUCGGGUAUGACUGUGCCUUGGAUUUACAUUGGUUCUCUUCUUUCCACUUUCUGUUGGCACGUUGAGGAUCAUUAUACAUUAUCUGCCAACUACUGUCACUUUGGUGCCACGAAAAAGUGGUAUGGGAUACCCUCAUUGCAUGCAAAUCGAUUUGAACAAUUGAUGAGACAAUCUGCCCCGGAUUUGUUUAAAAAGCAACCUGAUUUACUACAUCAGUUGGUUUCAUUGAUAAAUCCAGCUGAAUUGGUACGGAAUGGUAUUCCAUGUGUCUACGCUGACCAAGGACCUAGGGAGUUUGUAAUAACCUACCCCAAAGUUUACCAUGCCGGUUUCAAUAGUGGGUUCAAUUUCAAUGAAGCUGUCAAUUUUGCAAUGGACGAUUGGUUGGAGUUUGGAGAACGAUCAAUAAUUGAUUAUAGACCAAUCAAGAAGGAAGAUGUCUUCAACUACUAUGAACUAGUGGAGAACAUUUUGAAAGAUUUCAAUCAUCAUCCAAAGAGUGGGAACCUGGAGUUGGCUGAAAGAAGCAUCGAUGUACUUGAGAGAUUUCUAAAUCAACAGGAGACUUUUUUAAGUGAUGCAAAGCUUACGCAUGUGAAGAUAGAGUAUAGACCAAAGGCGUACAAGAAACGUCAAUUUGAUCUUGAGCAAAAGGGUGAAGUUGAAGAUGAAGAAGAGGAUCUAUGCUUCAAUUGCAAAACGCAUUUGGGAUAUCAAUAUUGUGAAGUGUGUGAUACUGUUGAUGAGUAUGGAGGUAAGCCUGAUGGAGACAAAAUUAAGCAAGGGAAGUUAGAAGUGCACAAUCAUCAGCUUCCAACCCCUGAAAUCUCUCCACAGGAAGUAGUUGUCAAGGAUGCUUCAGAGGCGGAUGCAAGCAUCAUUUCCGAGUCAAACAGUUCGCAACAACUACAAGCACUUUCAGAGCCUUCAUGUGAAAUGGAUGAGUUUGACCAAUUGAUUUUACAAGCAAAGAAACGAUCAUGUGAGCCCGAAGAUGAAUCCAGUUCCAAAAGACGCAAAUCAAAGAGAUUAUUGUCAUUAGAGGAGCAACAGUAUCAAAAGAAGGAAAUCACAGCAGAACCAACUAAAAAAGUUAAAAGAAUGGGAAAAACCAAGCAUAAGAGCAAGAAGGGUCCAGAAUUGAAUAGACUAUGUUUGAAAUGCACUUUGGACUUGGACGAAAUUCCAAGUGGCACAAAACUAAUAUAUCAAAGUUAUCCACAGCGGUUAAGACAGAUUAUUGAUGAAGCAAAGGCAAAAGUGAGGUCGUAG